Chaetura pelagica (chimney swift) is the source of this 3360-nucleotide messenger RNA. RefSeq names its product orofacial cleft 1 candidate 1 (gene OFCC1). Gene Ontology annotation, cellular component: perinuclear region of cytoplasm. NCBI's taxonomy places the organism in Eukaryota, Metazoa, Chordata, Aves, Apodiformes, Apodidae. The transcript is spliced from 23 exons. Bases 1 to 3360 code for a protein of 1119 amino acids. The record is from RefSeq and is a predicted model, not a curated record.
AUGACAAGCAGCAGUUUCCAGAAUCACAGCCCCCAGCAUUGCCUCAAUGGCCUUGGCACCCCAAGGAGGGCACCAAAAUCGAGGGGCAAUGGCAAAGGAGGAAGCAUUUUCUGCUGCAGGGCUGAAAAAGGGCAGCCUGGCAUGGAGAAAGAGAAGUUCCAGCAGAAGGCUCCGAAGCAAACUAAGCAGAAGAAAUCCAAGUCGGCUGAAUUUCUGAUGGUAAAAGAAGAGAGAGCAGCAACAGAAGGCAUUGAAAAUCCAGCUUUUAACAUCAGCAGCACAGAUCUUUCAGCGUAUCAGCCUUCAGAAGAGAAAGUUAUUAGACAUGACAAGCCAGAUAGCACCCUUGCAGCUCACCAACAAAAACUCAGGCUGCAAGCCCAUGCUGAACCAAGAGGAAAUGAAUACAGCAGAAAUUACUUUGACCCGUUGAUGGAUGAGGAAAUAAACCCAAGGCAGUGUUGGAUGAAGGUCAGUGAAGAAGGUGAGGCAGAAUUAAAUCCUGUGAAAUUUGAUGGACAUGUCCUGUACAAUAAAAUGAUGAAGCUUCUAGAGGAAGAAAACAAGAUGCUGGACUUCCAAGCUCAUGUGGCCAGUGAAGAUUUCCCAGACUCCAUGACGUCUGUCAACUCCAGUAAGGCACGUGACCUUCACAGGGAGCUUGAAGAUGAAGUGAUUCCUUCAUAUAUCGAACAGUUUGAGAGAGAUGUUCAGGAUGAUAUAAUUCUGCUUGGCAGCUUUUCACUGGAACAGGUCAGAGUUAAGAACUUCUCAAGGACACCAGUAGAAGAUCCAGGUACGAGAAAUGCCCUUGAAUAUUCAGGAAGAUCUCUGAACAGUGCAGGUCAAAGGGAAAAAGCCUACAGUCUUUGUUCCUCCCUUUCUGGCUGCUGUGGAGUGGGAAAUCAGCCACUGAAAGCAGGGGAGAAUGGAUGUGAAGAAGAAAUGGCACCCACCUUUGGUAACCUCGCAGAUGUGAAUAUUGGAUUAAAUGGAGCACCAGGACCUUAUGGAAAGGUUGACUGGUCCAAGACAUUGCAGCCGAUAGAAAUUCACAUCAAAUGCCUGAGGGGAGUCAAAGAUAAGGUCCCUAAAGGCCACUACACCCUGAAAAUUUCUGUUCUCAGCCGCUUAGGUGGUGCCUUACUGGAGCGGCCCGAACAGAAGGAGCAGCCUUGGGCCAGAACAACACUGCCUGUUAGACACGAUGGAAACUUCUACAACACUGAAAUCUACUUUGGACAAAGUAUCCAGACAGUUCUACCAUCUAGAAAAGCUGUGAAGCCAGGCAUGGCUCUCCUCUUUGAACUGUUUCUUCUUCAUGGAACACAUACUUGGAUUGAUCGAGAAGUGGGUUGGGGAGCUUUCCCCUUGUGCAACAACAAUUUUGAUGCUUUGGAGGGAAAAUUUAAAUGUCCCUUCCUCAGAGGCCAUUAUGACUCCAAAGUUGACCGAUUCAAAAAAAUUGAGAACUUUAUUUCUCAAGAUUUGGAUCAUUGGCUAUGCAAUCUCUACUUUCAGAUAAUUAAGCUACCACAGGAUUCAGAUAAGCAAAAUAAGUGUUAUAUGCACCUUCACCUCCCACCUCCCCAAGCUGAACAGUCUGAACCACAAGGGCAACCUCUGACCUCCCCGAAAGAUCCUGACACCCAUAAGGGAAGUAUUCCCACUGUUGUAAAGGAAGUGGAAAAGCAGUUUAAUGCUGCGAAAGGAGGAGAAGCGUGUGUGUCAGAAGAAGCUGAGAGGAAAAGAGAAGAGCCUAAAAUGCUUCCAGCAGAGGAUGAUAUUUACCAAGAUUGCCAGGACAGUGCAGAUGUGCACUGUAGCUGGUUUUGGCUGAAGAAAGGCCAAGGAGAACAACACAAGAUCAAUUGGGGUAACCCACCUGAUGAACAUUAUCAAGAAAAAUCUAGUCCUGGGAACAAUGCAAGUCCUGAAGAAGUGAAACCAUCUGCAGAAAGUGAUUUUUACUUGGAGGAGUUAGAGAAAUACACUUUUUCUGUCUGCUGUCCUGCUGCCGAAGUGAAACUGCCCAGGCGGAUUGUUGAGCGUUUCUAUUUUGUUGUGUACUCAGCUUUCUCAGAGCUGGGAGCCACACGCUGGCAUUCCCUGGACUUCUGGCUGCUUGCCCUGCUGGUGGUUUUGCUUUGGUUUGUGAGACUUUACCUGCACUAUUUGAGCCAGUGGCUCUUCCUUAACACCAUCUCAAUUCCUGUUACAAAAUUCCAGCUUUUCCCUCACACUGUCGAGCUGUGCUACCAGAACUCCUUGCUGAAGACCAGUGAAGAGUUGGUCAUGGUUGUGGUGGGACCCCUAACCUUGAACGCAGUGCUGCUUCUUAUGGUCCUGAUCAGAUGGGGCUGUCAACAGCUGUUUGACUCAUUCCCUUCCUUCUUGUCAAAGUUUAUCAUAGCUCUGGGACUCUGGACAGUGCUAGACCCCUUGGCAGUGUUUGUAGUGGAUUCAGUCCUGGGGCGACUUGGCUACAGUGUGGAGAAACCCAUUGCUGAUGCUGCAAAGCUCUACUGGGUCUUUCUAAGAGCAGAGAACUCAGGGAUUCCUGGUGCCUUAAUCACUGUGAUACUUUAUACAAUCCUGUUCAUGAUCUCAUCAACAGUGUUGUACCUGUACCUUUUAAGGUUACAUAACGAAGGUUGGCUGUUGGAUGUAUUUCAACGCAUUCAUGGUGAGGAAGGCACAUUCUUUGUUCCACUGGACUUAGAGAUUUCCAGUCAGGAGCUGAGCUACAUAAUGAAGAGGGCUGAGCAGUGGAGAGGAAUCAAUGGUGAAAGACGGAUGGUGGCAGUGUGUGAUUACAUCUGGAAGGACCACGCCAGCCAGCCUAGUGUCUCCAGCUGUGACCUCCAGCCCCAGAAGGAAAUCCCUGACUCUGCAGCUGUCUCGGGAGUUAGGACCACCGUUCACAUCUCUGUCUACACUCUUCACCUCAGCGGCUUCCAAGACCUCUACAGGCACUUCCUCAGGCUACCUGAUGGGGCACUCGUUGAGGCAUUUGGUGAUAUUUCUGGAGAAAAUCUCUUGUGUAACGAAAUGAACGCAGCCCAGGAGCGCGUAAGUCAAACAGACAGCGUGCUGCGUACAUCUUCAUGUAUCAAGCUGAGGGAGAGGAAAAAGAGUACAGCAAGUUGGAAAGGAACAGCUCCCAUGGGAGAUCUGCCUCACCUGUUUCAGGAUGAGCAGCAAAUACCUUCUGUUCUAGCCAUUGAAGCUUUGCAGGUCCAUUUUAACGAAAACCAGUGUGAUCCUAUGAAAGUUGGUGAGGUGGGACGAAACUUUGAUAAAAAAGGGAUGGAUAAAAAUCCUGUGACUGUACCAUUAGCCACUGAUGGAGUUCUCUGA